Molecule: messenger RNA, 2277 nt
Organism: Brassica rapa (field mustard)
Lineage: Eukaryota; Viridiplantae; Streptophyta; Magnoliopsida; Brassicales; Brassicaceae
Molecular function (GO): zinc ion binding
Source: RefSeq, a predicted model, not a curated record
AUGCAUAUCUAUGCUUCUUGUGGGUUGUGGAAAUUUGAUCCCCUUAAAGGAUGGGGAUUUGCGGUUGAUACGAACAAACGAGGUAGAGUAUUGUACAUGGAAUUGACAAGUUCCUUUGAAGACCUAAGCCGUAUGGUUUUAGAAGAUUUUGGAAUUGACCAAAACCUUGUCGAGCUUGAGUUAAGCUACUUACCUAUGGAGUUAAUCGGUUCAAUAGACUGUCCUCCAGUUAUCAUUGAGAGUGAUCGGCAAGUCAAAAAUUUUCUUACUUAUGUACGUGGAAAAACUUCUACAAGGUUGUGUGUGUCUACUUCACCUAUCAGUGGAAACAACAGCAACAUUGGGGUUGAUAAUGAGAAAUCUAGCUCGCCUAUCAGAGAACAAGGUGAACCUUCCUCGUUUCCACCUCGAGCUGACAGUGUUCGUUCAUCUGAAUCAAGCAAGGAUGUUGAAGAUAAUUCCAACUCAAACGCCAAUAAAGAAGAUGAUGUUCUCGCCAUUAAAGCAAAAGAAGACGAUAAUGGAAAAAGUGUUCGGUUUUCUUUGGUGGAUGUUGUGAAGAGGGGUGAAACGUUUCAAAACAAAACCAUGUUGAAAGCAACUAUGGAAAUGUCGGCAAUGACGCAUAAUUUCGAUUACAAAGUUGUGAAAUCUGACAGAAACCUUUGGUACAUCCGAUGCAAAUACAACCCUUGCAAAUGGAGUGUUCGAGCUGAGGGGUUAUCAGGUUCCACAUAUUUCAUCAUCAAAAAAUAUGUGGCGGAUCAUACAUGUGCUGCGUCGAGUAUGAAUAAUGGUGGUCGGACAGCUUCUGCAAAGACAAUUGGCAGUCUAAUAAUGCAUAGGUAUGAUGGUGUGAAAGAAGGUCCCAAAACAAAUGAUGUCAUACAGAUUAUGAGGAUGGAACAUGGAUGUGAGAUAUCUAAGUCCUUAGCAUGGGAUGCUCGGGAGUUUGCAAUUAGCAUGGUUAGAGGUAUUCCAGAGAAGAGUUUUGGAAAAAUUCCAAAGUACUUGCACAUGCUGAGAGAAGCUAAUCCAGGAACGCAUACGUUUUAUGAAACCGAUGUUGAUGGUAGAUUCAGAUUUCUCUUCGUUUCGUUUGGCCAAUCAGUACGAGGUUUUCAGACAGCCAUGCGACAAGUUCUUGUGGUAGAUGGGACAUUUUUGAAGAGCAAAUACAAAGGGGUCUUACUUGCUGCGACCGCUUUAGAUGGAAACUCUAACUUGUAUCCUGUUGCGUUUGCGGUUGUGGACUCAGAAAAUGAUCGUUCAUGGGAUUGGUUUAUGAGACAGCUAAAGGUUGUUAUUGCGGACGAGCAUUCUCUAGCUUUUGUGUCAGACAGAAAUGCCUCACUUUGUAAGGCAAUAGAGAAUGUGUAUCCUCUUUCUCAUCAUGGAAUUUGCAUCCACCAUUUGUUGAAUAAUGUGGUCACACAUUACAGAGGAAAGGGACUGGCUGGAUUAAUUGCAAAAGCUUCUAAAGCUUAUAGAGUCAUUGAUUUUCAGAAGCGAUUCCAAGCUGUCUGCAAUAUUAGUCCAGCUAUUGGAAAAUAUUUAACAGAUGCAGAUGUUACAAAGUGGGCUCGCUGUCAGUUUCCAGGAUUCAGGUAUGACAUCAGAACGACUAACCCAGCUGAAUCAAUAAACUCUGCUUUGCGCACACCAAGAGAGUAUCCAGUCAUUCCUUUGUUGGAUAGCAUCAGAGAAAUGCUGACCCGUUGGUUCUUCGAACGGCGCACACGAAGCAGGAAGCACACAAAACCAUUAACUAUUGCCAUCGAGAAAAAGAUAGACAGGCGGAUUAAUAAGGGUAAAACGUUUCUGGUUCAGCCAGUUGAUGAGUACCGUUUUUUGGUUCGCGGAGAUACAAUCGACUGCCUGGUUGAUUUGGAUAGAAGAACCUGCUCAUGUGGGAAAUACGACCUACUGAAAAUCCCAUGUAGACACGCAAUCAAGGCUGGUUUAACAGUUGGUCGAGCCCCAUCCUCACUAACGGAUGAAAUGUACACGACUUCCACUUGGAGAACAGCUUAUGAAGAAACUAUCAAUCCAAUAGGUGUUCCGGAGGAUAGUUGGGUUGUUCCAGAUGAUGUCUGGAAUGCUAAUGUGGAACCUCCUGAAUCAAGAAGAGGAGCAGGAAGGAGAAGAAAGCGCAGAUACGAGACGGUCGAAGACAAACUUCGUUCAUCGCAAGGAGCUGAAGAAAAGAAGAGGCGCAGAUGCAGUCGAUGUGGCGAAGAGAAUCAUAACAGAGCUACAUGCGACAGAGUGAUUUAG